AUGUCGCUGAGACUGGAAAAGAAAACCGAGGAUCGGCGCAACAAGUACAAGGUCGCCGUCGACGCCGAGGAAGGUCGUCGUCGGAGAGAAGACGACAUGGUGGAGAUUCGAAAGAACCGAAGAGAAGAGAGAUUGCAGAAGAAGCGACGGGAGGGGCUUCAAGCCAAUUCACAGCCGUUCAUUGCCGCAGUGGAAACUUUGGAACAACUACCUGCAAUGGUUUCAGGUGUUUUUUCCAAUGAUUUCGAUCUGCAGCUCCAGAUGACUACUCAAUUCAGGAAAUUGUUAUCAAUAGAAUGCUGUUCCCUAAUUGAAGAAGUUAUUAAAUCUGGUGUUGUGCCACGUUUUGUUAAGUUUCUUAUGAGGAAUGACUUCCCUCAGCUUCAGUUUGAGGCAGCUUGUUCCCUUGCAAACAUUGCUUCUGGCACAUCCGAGAAUACGAAGGUGGUAAUUGAUCACGGGGCCAUCCCACUAUUUGUAAAACUUCUAGGCUCUCCUAGGGAUGAAAUUCGUGAGCAGGUUGUAUGGGCCUUGGGAAAUGUUGCUGGUGAUUCCCCAAUGUGUCGUGACCUUGUCCUUGGCCAUGGUGCAUUGCUUCCAUUGCUGGCACAAAUUAAUGAGCAUGCCGAGCUUUCUAUGCUGAGAAAUGCUACCUGUACGCUUUCAAAUCUUUGUAGGGGCAAACCACAGCCUGCCUUUUAUCAGACAAAACCUGCACUUCUAGCUCUUCAGCGUCUUAUUCACUCAGAUGAUGAACAAGUGUUGAGUGAAGCAUGCUGGGCUCUCUCAUAUCUUUUGGAUGGUACAAAUGAUAUAAUUCAAGCUGUUAUUGAUGCGGGGAUGUGCCCCCGGCUAGUUGAGCUUUUGCAUCAUCCUUCUCCCUCGGUGAUCGUUCCUGCUCUUCAUGCAGUUGGAAACAUUGUCACUGGAAAUGAUAUGCAAACUCAGCUUAUCAUCAACCAUCAAGCACUACCCUGUCUUCUGAAUCUGUUGACAAGUAAUUACAUGACCAUUAAGAAGGAAGCUUGUUGGACCAUCUCAAACAUCACUGCUGGCAACAUGAAGCAGAUUCAGGCUGUGAUUGAGGCUAAUAUUAUUGGUCCUCUGAUCCAUCUCCUUCAAAAUGAGGAGUUUGAUAUCAAGAAGGAAGCUGCAUGGGCAAUCUCGAAUGCUACCACUGGUUCCACUCACGAACAAAGAAAGUACCUAGCGAGUCAAGGGUGUAUCAAGCCAUUGUGCGAUCUUCUUGCUUGUUCUGACCCGAGGAUUGUGUCUGUCUGUUUGGAUGCGCUUGAAAACAUCUUGAAGGUUGGAGAAGAUGAGAAGAAUCAGGAUCGUACUAGAGGUGUUAAUCUCUAUGUUGAAAUGAUUGAACACAACGAGGGGUUGGAAAAAAUUGAGUAUCUUCAAAGUCAUGACAACAGUGAGAUUUAUAAGAAGGCAGUAAUGAUUCUUGAAACAUAUUGGGAGGACGAAGAAGAUGAGUUUGAGACAAUGCUGCCAUUUCCUUCCAGCCGCUUCAAGUUCAACUGA
Molecule: messenger RNA, 1533 nt
Organism: Cornus florida
Lineage: Eukaryota; Viridiplantae; Streptophyta; Magnoliopsida; Cornales; Cornaceae
Product: importin subunit alpha-1a-like
Exons: 10
Coding region: 1-1533 (510 amino acids)
Biological process (GO): NLS-bearing protein import into nucleus
Cellular component (GO): cytoplasm; nucleus
Molecular function (GO): nuclear import signal receptor activity; protein binding
Source: RefSeq, a predicted model, not a curated record